AUGGCGGAGAUCAACAUUACUGAAGAUAUCAUCGGGGAUAUCAACGACCAAGUUGUUUUCAUCACUGGCGGCGCAUCUGGCAUCGGAAGAGCGACUGCUGAGCUCUGUCUCCAAAGGGGAGCGAACGUAGUCAUUGGCGACCUGAACUCCUUGCCAGCUGAUCUCCAGUCGUCGGAGAGGCUCAAAUUCGUCCAGGUUGAUGUUUGUAGCUGGGAUAGCCUCCGCGAUGCCUUCAUUCAGAUCGAAGCAUGGUUUGGUCAUAUCGACCAUGUAUUUGCCAACGCAGGCGUUGGCCCGACGACAGAUUUCUUGGAUGACACCCUUGAUGAGAAUGGCCUACUAGCACCUCCCAAUCUACGAACCAUUAAUGUCAAUCUUUUGGGUGUCAUUUCAACGGUUCGUUUGGCGUCGCACUACAUCCAAAAGCACGCGAGUCACAGAUCGGCUGGUGAAUUGGGGAGUAUCGUGGUUACGGCGUCUACGGCGUCAUUCCAGAACUUCACUGCUGGCGAUUAUACAAUCACCAAACAUGGCGUGCUGGGGCUUGUUCGUGGCCUUCAAUCUCAACUGGAAGGCAAGGUUCGAUUGAAUGCUGUUUCACCAUCGUGGACUGAUACUGGAAUGGUUCCCAAAGACUUCAUCGAGUCACUUGGUGCUGCCGUUCAGCCGCCGAAGGCUGUGGCUCUGAGUGUUGCUCUUUUGUUUGGCGAUCAAAAGCGCCACAAUGAAGUCAUUUACAGUUGGGAGGGGAAAUAUCUGGAGGUUAACAAAGCUGAUGGGGGGCUGCUCCAGGGCGCUGAUAAAAUUCUUGUAAAUGCUGCCAAUGAAGAUCGUGUGAUGGUGAAGCUCUUGGAGGCGGCAGCACUCGGACAGAUUCGUAUCUAG
This is a messenger RNA of Penicillium soppii, 885 nucleotides long. RefSeq lists its product as uncharacterized. The record is from RefSeq and is a predicted model, not a curated record. The coding region runs from base 1 to 885 and encodes 294 amino acids. Lineage: Eukaryota; Fungi; Ascomycota; Eurotiomycetes; Eurotiales; Aspergillaceae. Gene Ontology annotation, molecular function: oxidoreductase activity. The transcript is spliced from 2 exons.